AUGAGACUGGAGCUAAGGUUUCUGCUUAACUUUUCUUCGAUAAACCCACUUGAUGUGAAUCGAGGAUGCACCAUGGCGCCAAUCGGAGAUAAUAUAUACGAAUGGAGAGCUGUGGUUGAGGGCCCAGUGAACUCUCCAUACGAGGGCGGCAUAUUCUAUAUUCGAAUCAAAAUUCCUAGAACAUAUCCAAUGGAACCACCGCAAUGGAAAUUCGAAACAGCAAUAUACCAUCCCAAUAUUUCGAAGACUUCGGGUGAGGCAGUUCCUGGCCUCUUGGAUCUUAUUACACAGAAUCGUCCCUGGUGCGCGGACCAGACCUUGCUGCUAUGGAUUGUAUCAAUUUGGAAGCUCUUGAAAAAGCCAUCUCAAGAUCCAAUGCACGUUGUAGAAAAGGAUAUUCUACUACAGCUCAAAAGUGACCGCAUAAGCUUCGACCGGACAGCCAGACAAUGGACUAGCAUGUAUGCU
This is a messenger RNA of Paecilomyces variotii, 468 nucleotides long. RefSeq names its product ubiquitin-conjugating enzyme/RWD-like protein. Gene Ontology annotation, cellular component: nucleus. The record is from RefSeq and is a predicted model, not a curated record. Gene Ontology annotation, molecular function: ubiquitin conjugating enzyme activity. The annotation marks the transcript as partial. Lineage: Eukaryota; Fungi; Ascomycota; Eurotiomycetes; Eurotiales; Thermoascaceae. The transcript has a single exon. Gene Ontology annotation, biological process: protein polyubiquitination.